CUGCUCUCCCCUUUGCUCACAGGGCAGCUUUGUCCGACAGCCACAGAGGCCUGAGCCAGACUGAGGGGCCCUCAUGAGGGGCCCUUCCAGCAGUCAUUCCAUGUGGGAUUGUUCAUCUGUGCCUUCGCAAGGCUGACCAGAAGCUGGUGAUCAUCAAGCAGAUCCCAGUGGAGCAGAUGACCAAGGAAGAGAGGCAGGCAGCCCAGAAUGAGUGCCAGGUCCUCAAGCUGCUCAACCACCCCAAUGUCAUUGAGUACUACGAGAACUUCCUGGAGGACAAGGCUCUCAUGAUCGCCAUGGAAUAUGCACCAGGUGGCACCCUGGCUGAGUUCAUCCAGAAGCGCUGUAAUUCCCUCCUGGAGGAGGAGACCAUCCUGCACUUCUUUGUGCAGAUCCUGCUGGCGCUGCAUCAUGUGCACACCCACCUCAUCCUGCACCGGGACCUCAAGACCCAAAACAUCCUUCUAGACAAACACCGCAUGGUCGUCAAGAUUGGUGACUUCGGCAUCUCCAAGAUCCUUAGCAGCAAGAGCAAGGCCUACACGGUGGUGGGUACUCCAUGCUACAUUUCCCCUGAACUGUGUGAGGGCAAGCCCUACAACCAGAAGAGUGACAUCUGGGCCCUGGGCUGUGUCCUAUAUGAGCUGGCCAGCCUCAAGAGGGCCUUUGAGGCUGCGAACCUGCCAGCGCUGGUGCUGAAGAUCAUGAGCGGCACCUUUGCGCCCAUCUCUGACCGGUACAGCCCUGAGCUGCGCCAGCUGGUUCUGAGUCUGCUCAGCCUGGAGCCUGCACAGCGGCCACCGCUCAGCCACAUCAUGGCGCAGCCCCUCUGCAUCCGGGCGCUCCUCAACCUCCACACCGACCUGGGCAGCGUCCGCAUGCGGAGGGCAGAGAAGCCCCUGGCCACCGGGCCACCCAUGGCUCCGGGCAGCACAGGGGGCAGGACCACCAGUGGCCGUUGCAGAGGUGUCCCCCGAGGACCUGCCCGGCCGGCCAUUCCGCCGCCGCUGUCAUCGGUGUACGCGUGGGGUGGCGGGCUCAGUGUGCCGCUGCGGCUGCCAAUGCUCAACACAGAGGUGGUCCAGGUGGCAGCGGGGCGCACGCAGAAGGCUGGCGUCACGCGCUCCGGGCGCCUCAUACUUUGGGAGGCCCCGCCCCUAGGCGCUGGAGGGGGCGCCCUCCUCCCUGGGGCGGUGGAGCAGCAGCAGCCCCAGUUCGUCUCCCGUUUCCUGGAGGGCCAGUCGGGUGUGACUAUCAAGCACGUGGCCUGUGGGGACCUCUUCACGGCCUGCCUGACUGACCGAGGCAUCAUCAUGACCUUUGGCAGUGGCAGCAAUGGGUGCCUAGGCCAUGGCAGCCUCAAUGAUAUCAGCCAGCCCACCAUUGUGGAGGCCCUGCUGGGCUAUGAGAUGGUGCAGGUGGCCUGUGGGGCGUCUCAUGUGCUGGCCUUGUCCACUGAGCGAGAACUAUUUGCCUGGGGCCGCGGAGAUGGUGGCCGGCUGGGACUGGGCACCAGGGAGUCCCACAGCUGCCCCCAGCAGGUACCCAUGCCCCCAGGACAGGAAGCCCAGCGGGUUGUAUGUGGCAUUGACUCCUCCAUGAUCCUCACUGUGCCCGGCCAAGCCCUGGCGUGUGGGAGCAACAGGUUCAACAAGCUGGGCCUGGACCAUCUCUCCCUAGGGGAGGAGCCUGCCCCACACCAGCAGGUGGAGGAGGCCCUGAGCUUCACACCACUAGGUUCUGCACCCCUGGACCGGGAGCCCCUGCUGAGCGUGGACCUGGGCACUGCUCAUUCAGCUGCUGUAACUGCCUCUGGUGACUGCUACACAUUUGGCAGCAAUCAGCAUGGGCAGUUGGGUACCAUCGCUCGCCGGGUCAGCCGGGUACCUUGUCAAGUCCAAGGCCUCCAGGGAAUCAAGAUAGCAAUGGUGGCCUGUGGAGAUGCCUUCACUGUGGCCAUUGGGGCAGAAAGUGAAGUGUACUCUUGGGGCAAAGGGGCCCGAGGUCGACUGGGAAGGAGGGAUGAGGAUGCUGGACUCCCUAGGCCAGUGCAGCUGGAUGAGACACACCCCUACACAGUGACUUCUGUGUCCUGUUGCCAUGGAAACACUCUCCUGGCUAUCCGCCCAGUCACAGAUGAGCCAGUCCCCCCUUGAGGCACCUGGAUACACCUCUGGACGACCCUGAUAUUGCUUCUCCUGUAAAUGUUCUUGAAAAGUGCAGGUGCCUCAGGCAUGACCAGCCCCCUGGAUUGUAUCAUCAAUGGGGUAUAAGAACCAGUAAAGCCCCUGCUCUGCCUUUGGCCCUGGAUAUGUAAAACUCAACCCACCCUAUUCCCCCAACAUCCCUCUUUCCCCUCCCCACCCCUUCUUAUCUUUAGUCAAUGUCCCCAGGGUUCAGCCUGGCUAGAGUUGGAGGCCAGAUGUAACUUUUGGAAGCAGGGAGGUCUCCAGAGCCUCUGCAGAAAAAGGCUGGAGGUAGCUGUGGCUCCACCUAGACGCUGCCCCUUCCCCCAGCCCAGUUAGAAAAUAAGUCGCUGGUGUCUACUGGGAGAGCAGCUCAGUGCUUUGGAGUAAGGCAAGCUGGGGCCUGCCUGUUCUGGCCAUUCCAGAGGCCUAGCCCCUGCAUUGCCUGGGGCAGGGAGGUCCCGGGACUGCUACCACCCGCCCCCACGCCUAUAUCCUGAGGCAGGGGUUUACACAAUCUCUGAGUGCCUCCCUUCCCCUGGGGGAGUGCAUGGGCUGCAGUAUACUGCAGAGCACAUCCCUGCUGAAGGUUGCCCCUCACCCCAUGCCAUUCCCCCAAAGCACGUUGGGAGAAAGGGUAGCUGGCUGGACCAGACUAGUUUCCCAGAUGACUGGGAAGUAGCGCGAAUAAAAAAUCA
This is a messenger RNA of Balaenoptera ricei (Rice's whale), 2884 nucleotides long. RefSeq names its product NIMA related kinase 8 (gene NEK8). NCBI's taxonomy places the organism in Eukaryota, Metazoa, Chordata, Mammalia, Artiodactyla, Balaenopteridae. Bases 177 to 2156 code for a protein of 659 amino acids. Gene Ontology annotation, biological process: protein phosphorylation. The record is from RefSeq and is a predicted model, not a curated record. The transcript has 15 exons. Gene Ontology annotation, molecular function: protein kinase activity; ATP binding.